Messenger RNA from Nicotiana tabacum (common tobacco), 1780 nucleotides. Its product is annotated as chorismate synthase 1, chloroplastic. Gene Ontology annotation, molecular function: FMN binding; chorismate synthase activity. The record is from RefSeq and is a predicted model, not a curated record. NCBI's taxonomy places the organism in Eukaryota, Viridiplantae, Streptophyta, Magnoliopsida, Solanales, Solanaceae. Gene Ontology annotation, biological process: chorismate biosynthetic process; aromatic amino acid biosynthetic process. Gene Ontology annotation, cellular component: cytosol.
GGCUACAAAUAUCUAUAUAUAAUCUAAACCUAACAAUUUUCGCCCACCAAAUUUUGAAAAGACGUAGGUCAAAGCGACGACGACGGAGAAUGGCGUCUUUUGUACCUACCAAACAAUUUCUCGGAGCUCCGUCUUCCUCCGAUGUCGGAUCCUCCCGCCUUGGAUCUCUUCAGCUGCCUUCUAAGCUCUCAUUCUCCAAUCUUCAUAUCCUAUCUCGUCCUUCACACCCCAAACGGCUAGAAAUACAGGCUGCUGGUAGUACAUAUGGAAAUUACUUCCGUGUUACAACUUUCGGAGAAUCACAUGGUGGUGGAGUUGGUUGUGUUAUUGAUGGAUGCCCCCCUCGUCUCCCACUUUCUGAAUCUGAUAUGCAGGUGGAACUUGACAGGAGGAGGCCAGGUCAAAGCCGAAUUACCACACCUAGGAAAGAGACUGACACUUGCAAAAUAUCAUCAGGCAUUGCCGAUGGGAUGACUACUGGAUCCCCAAUCAAGGUUGAAGUACCUAACACUGAUCAGAGAGGAAAUGACUACAGUGAAAUGUCCCAGGCUUAUAGGCCAUCUCAUGCAGAUGCUACUUAUGACUUCAAGUAUGGAGUAAGAUCCGUACAGGGGGGUGGUAGAUCAUCAGCAAGAGAAACCAUUGGGAGAGUUGCUGCUGGAGCCGUUGCUAAGAAAAUUCUCAAACUUUAUUCUGGAACUGAGGUUCUUGCUUAUGUUUCUCAAGUUCACCAAGUUGUACUUCCUGAGGAUUGGAUUGAUCAUCAGACUGUGACUCUAGAGCAGAUAGAAAGCAAUAUUGUCCGAUGCCCAGAUCCAGAAUAUGCAGAGAAGAUGAUUGCUGCUAUUGAUGCUGUACGAGUGAGAGGGGACUCUGUUGGUGGAGUUGUAACUUGCAUUGUUAGAAAUGUCCCACGGGGUCUUGGUACACCAGUCUUCGAUAAACUUGAAGCUGAGCUAGCUAAAGCUUGCAUGUCAUUACCUGCAACAAAGGGUUUUGAGUUUGGAAGUGGCUUCGGAGGCACAUUCAUGACUGGUAGCGAGCAUAAUGACGAAUUCUAUAUGGAUGAGCAUGGCCGAAUCAGGACAAGAACCAACAGAUCUGGUGGUAUCCAGGGCGGUAUAUCAAAUGGAGAAGUUAUCAAUAUGAAAAUAGCUUUCAAGCCAACUUCAACUAUUGCUAGGAAGCAGCAAACUGUGACGCGAGAUAAACAUGACACAGAACUCAUUGCUAGGGGUCGCCAUGAUCCUUGUGUAGUUCCCCGAGCUGUUCCAAUGGUUGAAGCAAUGGUAGCCCUGGCGCUUGUGGAUCAGCUAAUGGCUCAUUAUGCACAGUGUAUGCUGUUCCCAAUUAAUCCUGCAUUGCAGGAACCUUUGCAGUCAUCAACACCCGAGUCAGCUGAGGUUACCCUCUGAAUGGAGCUGAGCAGCUUUUGUACCUUCAGACAACUUGUUGAAGGUCUUCAAGUUUCUUUAUUUGAAGAGUGUAAUUUCAUCAACACCUUAGGAGUUUUACUGUUUAGAGGAGAUAUCUCCUUUUUGCCUCUUUGUCACUCAUGGGUAAGGCGGGACCUAUCUUUAGUGCAUUUACAUCAAUGUAAAAUUGUGCGCCAUGUAUUGGGCAAUUUUAGGUUUUUAUUCAAUUUAAAGCCACAUGUUGUGGCUUUGUACUUCUCCGUCUGCUAUUGUUCAGUUUUUUUUCUUCCAGUAAAAUAGUAUUGUAACCUGUAUGAAUAUAUUCCUGGCACGUGAAAACUUAUUGAAAUAAAUUUGCUCAGCCA